This is a messenger RNA of Delphinapterus leucas (beluga whale), 1997 nucleotides long. RefSeq names its product RAB20, member RAS oncogene family (gene RAB20). Gene Ontology annotation, molecular function: GTP binding; GTPase activity. The record is from RefSeq and is a predicted model, not a curated record. Lineage: Eukaryota; Metazoa; Chordata; Mammalia; Artiodactyla; Monodontidae.
GCCGCGGUCUGGGCGCCCGAGGUGGCCGUCGGUCUCGGUCCCAGGCUCCAGCCCAGCGUGGAGACGCGCUUCCUCUUCCGCAUUCCCAGGCGUCCGGAGGAGAGGGUGCAAGUUCGGGGUCCCCGCGAGUCCGAGUCUCCGCGAGUCCCGGGUCUGAGCAGCCUCGGCGCGUCCGGCUGCUCUAGCCGCACCCCGGGCGCACGGGCCAGAGGGCGCGGGAAAAAGGGAGGGGGGCCUCCUGCCGGAAGAUGAGGAAGCCCGACGGGAAGAUCGUACUUUUGGGGGACAUGAACGUGGGCAAGACGUCGCUGCUGCAGAGGUACAUGGAGCGGCGCUUCCCGGACACGGUCAGCACGGUGGGCGGUGCCUUCUACCUGAAGCAGUGGCGCUCCUACAACAUCUCCAUCUGGGACACUGCAGGGCGUGAGCAGUUCCAUGGCCUGGGCUCCAUGUACUGCCGGGGGGCGGCUGCCGUCAUCCUCACCUACGACGUGAACAAUGCCCAGAGCCUGCUGGAGCUGGAGGACAGGUUCUUGGGCCUGACAGACACGGCCAGCGCCGACUGCCUCUUCGCCAUCGUGGGAAACAAGGUGGACCUGAGUGAGGAGGGGCCCGGGGAGGGCGGCCAGGAAGGAGGGCAGGGCCCUGGGCUGGCUGGCGGCGGCGGCUGUGCAGCCCCCAGGCUGCCGAAGCAGGUGCAGCUGGAGGACGCGGUGGCCUUUUACAAAAAGAUCCUCAAGUACAAGAUGCUGGAUGAAAAGGAAGUGCCGGCCGCGGAGCAGAUGUGCUUCGAGACCAGUGCCAAGACCGGGCACAACGUGGAUCUGCUGUUCGAAACCCUGUUUGACAUGGUGGUGCCUGUGAUCCUGCAGCAGAGAGCCCAGGGGCCGCCGCAGACCGUGGACAUCACCAGCUCCAGGCCGCCCGCACGGACCAGAUCUGGGUGCUGCGCCUGACGUGCCCAGGCCCGGCCCCCCAGGGUGCACGGACGGUCAGAGGAGAAGAUCGGGGGUCACUUUGUAGAACUGCACUUGGAGGAGGAGACCGGGUGGAAAUGCCAGCCAGUAGCGAAGGUCCCCGUGACUGGUCCCCCACGUACAUCGCUGCCCUGGGAGGUGGGGAGUGGACGAACCGUCCAGGGGAGCCUCCUGCAGAGCCGGGCUCCCGGAGACCACCGUCCCCUGGCUGCCCCGUCUUCACACCUGGCCUCUGACAGAAGGUUUUCGGCUGUCUCGGCACCUGUGUGACUUUCAAACGUUUCUGCUCACUGUGAUUUAUCUUUGGUCCUACCAUUCGGUACUUGUACCCUGAUGCAUCGUAAUGAUUCUCGAUAAAUGUUAAUUUAUACAAAAUCAGGAAUCAAUGUUUUUUAUAUCAGUUGCAGCAUUGUGAGCCACACAUAUUAUUAAAAAGGAUUUUGAGAAGAACUUUGAUUUAGACUUUAUUUGUGCUCCCAUGGGCUCCUUGCUGGGGGUGCUCGAGUGAUGGCUGUGAGCUUAAGGCACGUCUCUCUAUCUUUAAAAGCUGCAUCGAAUUCUACAAAUUCCAGGUAUUUAGGUUGGCCCAUCUGCCUAGUUGUCUUGAAGACACGAGUUCCAAUAAUAGAAGCAAAACUAAAAGCUCUGUCUCUGCUGACCUCUGUGUGGGUCGCCCGGGCAGUUGCUAAAUAAGAAACCUCUUUUCCGGGGGUGGGGUGUGGCUUUGUUCUUAAGAGAUGCCAAGACAGGGAAGCCGUGAGACAACAGUUUUGUUUUCUUAGAAAUUUAAUGGAAAACAAGUAGGUCAGGCUUGGGGCUCUCUGUUGGGAAAGGGGUGUCUCAGCCAGCUUGGCAGCUGUAAUGAAACACCACAGACCUUUAUUUCUCAGUCCUGGGGGCUGGAGGCUAGAUUGAGGUGCCAGCCGACUCAGUUUCUGGUGAGGGCACUCUCCUGGCUUGUAGAUGGCCACCUUUCUGCAUGUGUCCUCACGUACUGGAGGGAGAGAGAGCUCUUGUGAC